Messenger RNA from Euleptes europaea (tarantolino), 1023 nucleotides. Its product is annotated as urokinase plasminogen activator surface receptor-like. The coding region runs from base 1 to 1023 and encodes 340 amino acids. Lineage: Eukaryota; Metazoa; Chordata; Lepidosauria; Squamata; Sphaerodactylidae. The transcript is spliced from 8 exons. The record is from RefSeq and is a predicted model, not a curated record.
AUGGAGUGGAAGAAAUGCCAGCGGGGGACCAAGGCUCCACUGGGGAUAGCCGUGUUCUUCUCGGUCUUGGUCACAGCCGUCGGCCUGCGGUGCUACCAGUGUGUGGGGAUGUUCCAUGAAUGCGUCCAGACGGAGCAGCAGUGUACGACCAAGGACCGCUCCUGCUUCUCAUCCACUAUCAAACUUUUUUAUUCAAGCAACAAUGACAGUGGAGUGUUGAUGCUGCCAGACCUGGAAUUAGCUGAAUAUGUGAUGAAAGGCUGUUCAGGGGAAGGCGUGGCCAACCGCACAAGCAAUGUGUACUCGGAAGACGAGCGGGAGGUACACAAAGCGUACUACUGUGACUUGGACUUUUGCAACACGCACUUCACAGAAACUCCUGUCAGCAACCCCCAGGCAGCCAACGGCAUGGAAUGUUACAGCUGCUACGAUCGUGGCACAGGGGAAUGCGCCCAAGAGAAUGCCACCCGGGUCCCGUGUGUGGGCGACAUGAACCAGUGCAUGGAUUUUUCAGUGAUCAACGGUGCCCAGAAAAUCACCUAUCGGACAUGCGCCCUGGAGACGUUGUGCCGCCGACAAUACGUGGUCCCAGAGCUGUCUGGCAGGGUGGAGAUCAGCUGCUGUUCCACCCCUUUGUGUAACGAUGGCCGGCCCGGCCUCAAGAGCAUCUGCAGCCACUUUUCAGAACAAGGGAUCAAGCGAAAAUAUGAGAAUGGGUUGGAAUGUGCCAGCUGCUGUGAUUCGGGAAAUGGUGAAUGUGCCUCAGGAAACUGGACUCACAUCAAGUGUAUUGGAAACCAGAACAAGUGUGUGAAUGUCACAGAUGGUGGUGAGACGCUGUUGCGCGGCUGCAGCUUGGAGGAACUCUGCUGGGAGAAGCCGCAGCUGCUGGGACUGAGCCGGAACGCCUCCAUCCGGUGCUGCUCCGGUUCUCUUUGCAAUGGCAGCGCAGUUCCAAUGGGAGGUGCCACCCUGAUCCACCUGCUACUGUCUGGUGCCUUGCUGACGGCACGUCUGCUCUGA